AUGGGUUCUAGCCUGCCUCCUUCUACGCGGCUUGUAAUAAACUUGAACAGCGGAAGAAUUGGCGAAAAAUUCUACCCAGUGCUAACUCUACCGGAUGAGCUCAUCAUCCAGAUUUUCAUGUCAUACAUUCCUCCAUAUCCAGAGCACCCACCUAUCGCUGGUCCGGGCUCACCAACGUGUCUUCUUGGAAUUUGUCGGCUAUGGAGGAGUAUCGCAUUGCAUUCUCCUUCACUUUGGCGCGCGAUCCAUCUAUCGCGUUUGGCUCGGCGCGAAAGCAUUCAAACCGUCGAAACCUGGCUCCAUCGCUCUCGCGACCUGCCGCUUUCCCUCCAUUUUGACUUGAAGACUUCGAUGGGACCCACUUGUGAUGAUCAACUGCUCAAAAUACUCCUACAGCAUCGCUCUCGCUGGGAAUACGUAGAUCUACGAGUAAUCCGCCCUCAAAUCGCCCCUCUUUUUGGAUCGGCACCUUUCCUGAUUCAUCUUUCCUUGCUCUGUUGGGAUAAAUGGUACGACGACGACGACGACACUAAAUUCGGGUCCAUAACAGCCCAAGACACCCCAUCCUUGCGAUCACUCUCCUUGUGGGACGUUGGUCAUGAUGUUGAAUCGCUUCCUUGGGCCCAGCUGACUUGUCUGACGUUAUUUGACAUCGUCUUCUCCCAAUGCGCACCUAUUUUGGCCGCAAGCCCAAAUUUGUGUCGAUGCAAACUCGUUCUUACCAUGGAUCAUCGCCAAGCAGUCCACGUCAACCUUCCGGAAUUAGAGGCAAUGGUGCUCCAAGUGGAUGAUGGCGUCAGAGGUCCAGUCGAGUCUUGUUUGGCGCAUUUUACAUUGCCUGCUUUGCGUAACCUGGAGAUUCAUCCAGGACUGCUCUCUCAGCCGAUUGAACAACUCCAAUCACUCAUUUCCCGUUCUGAAUGCCCUCUACGCCGAGUGCGCAUUCCAGGCAGCUCUGAAGCUUCGCUGCUCCAACCUGCUUUCCCAAAUAUUGAAAUAGACUUCAUCCAGACUGUACGGCUUCGCUAUGAUGACGAGCGAUGGAAGACGGAGGAAUAUUGGAGGAAAACUGCGUGA
Molecule: messenger RNA, 1077 nt
Organism: Mycena indigotica
Lineage: Eukaryota; Fungi; Basidiomycota; Agaricomycetes; Agaricales; Mycenaceae
Exons: 1
Coding region: 1-1077 (358 amino acids)
Source: RefSeq, a predicted model, not a curated record